Molecule: messenger RNA, 522 nt
Organism: Caenorhabditis remanei
Lineage: Eukaryota; Metazoa; Nematoda; Chromadorea; Rhabditida; Rhabditidae
Exons: 4
Coding region: 1-522 (173 amino acids)
Source: RefSeq, a predicted model, not a curated record
AUGUUGUACGCGGUGGCGGCGCCCCUGAUCACUAUCUUCGCUUUGAAAUAUAAUGAUGAAGAUACCGUAUUCGUCUUACUGUAUCUACUGUUUUUUGCUCCGGCGACUCUCGAAUUUUUGACAAUUUGGAGAUUUGGAGUGCGGCUGAGGGAUAGGAGUGGACAUGAGGAUGAAAAUGGACCGCCUGAAUCGUCUUGUAUCCCUUCUCAACCGGAAAACACCCAACAAUUCGAGAUUACGGUACCCAGAGGACCUAGAAGAGCCCUUCUGGAGGUGGUGGUGGUCAAUGAGAUUCUGAAUUCAGAUGACGUCAAUCCAGACGCCACCGGUCUGGAAUGCAAUGUAUGCAUGUUGGAGUAUAGUGAUACAGUAAUCCCGAGGAUAUUGAUCGGUUGCGGACAUACAGUAUGCCAGACGUGUAUUCAGAAGAUGCUGGAAGACCUGAAAACUAGUGAUGGUCGACCAAGCAAUCUUCCAAAGAACUAUGCGGUUUUGGAGAUGAUACAAAAAAGGAAUAUGUGA